Equus quagga is the source of this 4383-nucleotide messenger RNA. It is a transcript of the gene TRIM9, whose product is annotated as tripartite motif containing 9. NCBI's taxonomy places the organism in Eukaryota, Metazoa, Chordata, Mammalia, Perissodactyla, Equidae. Bases 1 to 2451 code for a protein of 816 amino acids. The transcript has 12 exons. The record is from RefSeq and is a predicted model, not a curated record. Gene Ontology annotation, molecular function: zinc ion binding; protein binding.
AUGCGGCUCAGUGACUGGGGUGGCCCUGAACUCGUGCUGCUCAGAUACGCGGCUGAGACGAGCGUGACUCUGGCCCUAGGAGCUGCCUCUGAACGCACCGUCGCAUCUGUGCCAAGGUCACGGUUCCCACAGCUGCUCCCAUCAGUGACUGAGCAACUGUGGUCCGGUGCAACCCAUGAACACAGACACCUCAUCCACUCCCUCAAGAGGCAGUUAUCUGGCAUCUUCCAUCAUGGGCGACCACAGAUACACGCAAAGCCAGUCGAAUGCAGUGCUAAACUUGGUACCGGAGAUCGUAAUGAUGAUGACGACGACGAUGAAACAGACAAGGACGUUCUCGCCUUUGCAAGCCCAGAGUGCCCGGUGUGCGGCUCCUUCUACCGCGAGCCCAUCCUGCUGCCCUGCUCGCACAACCUGUGCCAGGCGUGCGCCCGCAACAUCCUGGUGCAGACGCCCGAGUCCGAGUCCCCGCGCAGCCGGCGCGCCUCGGGCUCCGGCGCCUCCGACUACGACUACCUGGACCUGGACAAGAUGAGCCUGUACAGCGAGGCGGACAGCGGCUACGGCUCCUACGGGGGCUUCGCCAGCGCGCCCACCACGCCGAGCCAGAAGUCCCCCAACGGCGUCCGCGUCUUUCCCCCGGCCAUGCCGCCGCCCGCCGCCCACCUGUCGCCGGCGCUGGCCCCGGUGCCCCGCAACUCCUGCAUCACCUGCCCGCAGUGCCACCGCAGCCUCAUCCUGGACGACCGGGGGCUCCGCGGCUUCCCCAAGAACCGCGUCCUGGAGGGGGUCAUCGACCGCUACCAGCAGAGCAAGGCCGCGGCCCUCAAGUGCCAGCUCUGCGAGAAGGCGCCCAAGGAGGCCACCGUCAUGUGCGAACAGUGCGACGUCUUCUACUGUGACCCGUGCCGCCUGCGCUGCCACCCGCCCCGGGGGCCCCUGGCCAAGCACCGCCUGGUGCCGCCGGCCCAGGGCCGCGUGAGUCGGCGGCUGAGCCCGCGCAAGGUCUCCACCUGCACGGACCACGAGCUGGAGAACCACAGCAUGUACUGCGUGCAGUGCAAGAUGCCCGUGUGCUACCAGUGCCUGGAGGAGGGCAAGCACUCCAACCACGAGGUCAAGGCCCUGGGGGCCAUGUGGAAGCUGCACAAGAGCCAGCUCUCCCAGGCGCUGAAUGGUCUGUCGGACAGGGCCAAAGAAGCCAAGGAAUUUCUGGUGCAGCUCCGCAACAUGGUCCAGCAGAUCCAGGAGAACAGCGUGGAGUUUGAGGCCUGCCUGGUGGCCCAGUGUGACGCCCUCAUUGACGCCCUCAACCGACGGAAAGCCCAGCUGCUCGCACGCGUCAACAAGGAGCAUGAACACAAGCUGAAGGUGGUUCGAGACCAGAUCUCUCACUGCACCGUGAAAUUGCGCCAGACCACGGGCCUCAUGGAGUACUGCCUGGAGGUGAUUAAGGAGAAUGAUCCCAGUGGCUUUUUGCAGAUUUCUGACGCCCUCAUAAGGAGAGUGCACCUGACUGAGGACCAGUGGGGGAAGGGGACGCUCACUCCCAGGAUGACUACGGACUUCGACCUGAGUCUGGAUAACAGCCCUCUGCUGCAGUCCAUUCACCAGCUCGACUUCGUGCAGAUGAAAGUCCCAGCGACCCCCAUCCUACAGCUGGAGGAGUGUUGCACCCACAACAGCAGCGCCACGCUGUCCUGGAAGCAGCCGCCUCUGUCCACGGUGCCCGCCGAAGGGUACAUUCUGGAGUUGGAUGACGGCAACGGGGGCCAGUUCCGGGAAGUGUACGUUGGGAAGGAGACCAUGUGCACCGUGGACGGUCUGCACUUCAACAGCACUUACAACGCUCGCAUCAAGGCCUUCAACAAGGCGGGCGUCAGCCAGUACAGCAAGACCCUGGUCCUGCAGACGCCGGAGGUGGCCUGGUUUGCUUUCGACCCUGGCUCGGCGCACUCUGACAUCAUCUUCUCCAAUGACAACUUGACUGUGACGUGCAGUAGCUAUGAUGACCGGGUGGUGCUGGGGAAGACCGGCUUCUCCAAGGGCGUCCACUACUGGGAGCUGACUGUGGACCGCUAUGACAACCAUCCCGACCCAGCCUUCGGCGUGGCUCGCAUCGACGUGAUGAAGGAUGUGAUGUUAGGAAAGGACGACAAAGCUUGGGCAAUGUAUGUGGACAAUAACCGGAGCUGGUUCAUGCACAACAACUCGCACACCAACAGAACUGAGGGAGGCAUCGCCAAGGGGGCCACAGUUGGGGUGCUGCUCGACUUAAACAGAAAAACCUUGACGUUCUUUAUCAACGACGAGCAGCAGGGGCCCAUCGCCUUUGAGAACGUGGACGGCCUGUUCUUCCCGGCCGUCAGCCUGAACCGGAACGUGCAGGUCACGCUGCACACUGGGCUCCCGGUCCCCGACUUCUACUCCAGCAGAGCAUCAAUAGCCUAAGGAUGUGCUGUGGCGGCACCAGCUGCCCGUUCUUCCCCCGUGCCAGAGCGACAGCAAGGAGCUCACGUCAGAGAGCUGGGAGGAGGGGCCGGAGGAGGAGAGAAAGCUGGUCCUCUGGUCUGCACACCCACAGCCCCGCGCCUCUCCCUUUGAGCUCCCUACGGCUGUGACGCCUGUGUUCGCCUCCACAGUCAGCAGUUCUGACCAACCCAGCACCUAGACAGCCCACCCCUCACUCUGUUUCCACUCCCAGAUUUUGCUUUUAUUUAACUAAAUUUUUUAUGUAGGUGAGUUAUAUAUAUAUUUUUUUCUGAUCAUGUUAUUGGUGACUUACUGAACUGGCGCUGCCAGGAGGAAGUUCUCCUGCUCGCUUUCUUCUCAAGCUUUCUGACAAAGAUGUCGGGAGAGGUAGGGAAGGAAGCAGGAGCUGAACUGGGAGCUUGUGCCUCACCUUGGAGAAUGUUCCUGUGCUCGUCCCGCUGGGGCGGUGCUGGCGCGGCAUAGCUCAUCUUUGGGAGGAGGGCAGAGAGAAUGUAGCACUGAGAAGCAGUGACUACCCGUUGAAGCACAAAAACGUCAGCCACACAUCACACAAAGGUUGGUCGUGGGGUAGCUUCACUGGGACGGCUGGUUCCUUAGGACAGGCCGGAGACCCUGGUCACGAAACGAAAUUGGAAAGUCUGUAGACAUUGGCAGACCAGGGGCCUUAAUGAUUUGGUUCAUUUGUUUGAUACAAGUGUUUAAUGGAGAGCCUACUAUGGACCAGGCACUGUUCUAGACACUGGAGACACGGUGCUGAAUACACAGGCGUGGUCUCUGCCCACCUGGAGCUUACGGGAGCAAACAGAAAGUUACAUAAUGACAAAUUGUUACAAGUGCUAGAGAGGAAUCAACAAGGGGCACAGAGGCUCAUUGGUAAGAUCUUCCAGAUCCGCUAUCCACCCGUUGUGGCCACGGCACCAGAAAUGUACCAGCUCAAUGCCUUUCAGCCGCACAAUUUUAAUCAUAGUGCCUGCUGCCGUGCAUCGGAGCCCUUCCCUGGUAGAGCUGGCAUCAGCAUUCUUAUUUGUUAAUGCUGCACUGCUACUAAGCCUUAAAAAUGAGUGUGAAAAACUACAGUGACCAGAGGGAGGAGGACCCGUCCCAGGGAUGGGAUCUUAGGUUGCAGCCCACGGCCCUCACGUUCUCAGGAUAAACACGCCUGUCUCAUGUGUACUGUCUGUGCCUGUUACAAGUGAGAAACCCAUCGCUCUGCUACCAUUCACAGCCCCACUCUCCAGAGAAGUUCAGAUGAAGACCGGAAGAAGAUGAAACUGUACGUCAUCGCUGACUGACCGCAAACUCAGACAGCUUUCCACUUCUAUAGGGGGACGGGCUUCUCAAGUCACCCUUCAGAUUCUUAGUUUGUCAUUGAGUUUUAGAAAAUGUAGCACCUGGAAAGAAGUUCUGAUUAGUUGUCUAAAUAUUCGCCAGUGAGCCAAGAAAUUUACUGUGGAAAAACAAGAAUAACAAGUAGAAGGGAAGAGGGGGGAUGAGAAAGCUAACAAAAAGUUUUGGCAAAAAGUACUACCUGUAAAUAGCUAACGAUUUUCUCUUCUGCUUCCUUGACUUGGGUGGUCUCCGUCAGUCACAGUGUUCUCCUAGGUGAGCGCACCUGAUUUAUUGAACGGGUGCUAUUCUCUCUGUGCCCUUCCCGGGUUUUCUCGGCUACAGAAACGCUCUGUUGCAGGACAACACCGGUUUCACAUUUGAUUUACUCUCCACGGAGACUCGAUGGCUGGGCCGCUGUAGACUCAUAGUUACUCUUGUUCUUUAUUAAAUUCGUCCUGCUAAUUAGAUUUCCAGUGACUUGUAACACAGAGUUUUCACAAAAUUGCUGUUCUAGAACAAUUACAGAACAAAGCAUAUAGCUACUGUGCUAGAAAAAAUGGA